Messenger RNA from Anopheles coustani, 1026 nucleotides. Its product is annotated as trypsin-7-like. Lineage: Eukaryota; Metazoa; Arthropoda; Insecta; Diptera; Culicidae. The record is from RefSeq and is a predicted model, not a curated record. The coding region runs from base 1 to 936 and encodes 311 amino acids. Gene Ontology annotation, molecular function: serine-type endopeptidase activity. Gene Ontology annotation, biological process: proteolysis. The transcript has 2 exons.
AUGGUCACGUUGGACAACUCACUCCGCCUGGUGGUGCUGCUUUGGUGUGUGGUGUCGGGAAGCGGCGAGGUAGCGCUCCGAACCGGAAGAGCCCGGCAGGACAUCGCGUAUGGCAACGGAGGUUGCCCCGCUUGUGCGUGCGGAACGACGCCACCCGAGACCCUGCGUGUUAUCGGCGGGAACGCGUCCGACGUCGACCGGUUCCCCUGGAUGGCGGCCCUGUUCUACCGGACGCGGUUUACCUGCGGUGGCAGUUUGAUUAACGAUCGCUACGUUCUGACGGCGGCGCACUGCGUGGCCCGGAUGGAGGCGGCCGGCUUCGAGGUGUACCUCCGGCGGCCGAACAUCGUCGAGCUGAACGACGGUGCCAUCCACCGGCGGGUGGCGCGGAUCAUCGUGAACCGGUACCAGCAGCUGCGGAACAACAACGACGUGGCGCUGCUGCUGCUCGAAGGUCCUCCGAUCCGGCCGGAAGAUGGGGCGGUCCCGAUCUGCCUACCUCCCGGUGGCUUUGCCGAUGGGUUUCUCAACGGCCGGGAAGCGGUGGUCACGGGCUGGGGCACGACGGAAACGGGCGAGCUGUCCGAGUACCUCCAGCAGCUGAGCGUGCCGAUCCUCACCAACCAAGAGUGUCGUCGGUCCGGGUACUACCGAUUUGAGAUCACCGCCAAAAUGCUCUGCGCCGGCUACCUCGAGGGUGGGCGGGACUCGUGCCAGGGGGACAGUGGCGGUCCCUUGCAGCUCCCCCGCACCGCCGACGGUUCCCCCGAGGCGGACAACCAGCUAGGCGACGGAGGCCCGCGGCAGAUGAUAGUCGGAGUGGUCUCGUGGGGAAAUGAGUGCGCCCAGCGGAACUAUCCCGGAGUGUACGCACGGGUCACCCGGUUCGUCAGCUGGAUCCGGAGCCGAAGCCGGGGCGCGUGCUGGUGCGAUUGAAGCGGAACCCGGGUUUCCCCCCAGGUAACCUUAAACCACUGUUUAUCGGCGGGCGGACGUUCAAUUUAUGCCAGGCAGAGGCCAAUUAAU